Malania oleifera is the source of this 1225-nucleotide messenger RNA. RefSeq lists its product as uncharacterized. Bases 75 to 929 code for a protein of 284 amino acids. The transcript has 12 exons. Lineage: Eukaryota; Viridiplantae; Streptophyta; Magnoliopsida; Santalales; Ximeniaceae. The record is from RefSeq and is a predicted model, not a curated record.
UUUGUUUCGCAUCUGUUCCCAAACCACUCCGCAGUCCUCCCUCUCCUUCUCUCUCUGAAUCGAAGGCAGCAAAGAUGGAGGCAUACUUGCAAUACAUGAAGACUCUGCGCUCUCAGAUGAACGAUGUGGAGGAUCAAGCUGCCAAGAUCUCAGCCGAAGAGCAAAUGCUCAUCACUACCAUUCGUACCGUCGACAAUGAUCUCGACUCAGCAAAAUGUGAAACAAAGCAAAUGAAAAAGAACAUAGACGAGAUGGUGAAGGCAAAGGGUCAUAUGUGCUCCCAGAUUUUGGAAAAACAGAGAAAGAUUGCUUCUUUGGAAUCUGAUUCAUCUAUGCUUAUCCAGACACUGGAGCUUAUUCAACAAGAACGAGUCUGCUUAUCUGCCAAACUCCUGGAGAAAAGUGCUUACUAUAUCAAAGUUGCAGAGGAUAUGAAUGCCAAGUUAAAAGAACAACAGGACUGGGUCAAUUCUCACAAAAUUUGCAAAGAUGCAGGAGCGCUUGCAGUGGUCAAGGAUGAACAUGAUGUACAAAUGGGUGAAAUUGGAGGGAAGGCUAGCAUUGUGAGCCAAUCCAUUGAAGAUAGCCAGGGUGAUGAAGCAAAGAACUUGAUGAUCAAGUUGGAGUCUGCUAAGGAUAAGCUCGAAAAGAUUGCUCUAAUGAAACCCGGACUUGUUAUGGAGAAUAGCAAGAUGAAGGAGUCUAUUGAACAACUGAAAUGUCAUAUGAAUGAUUUAAAGCCAGAACUAAGGGUGAUGGAUAUAAGUAUCUUAGAAGAGGAACACAGAGCUCUCUUAUCUGAUAAAGCUGGAGAAAUUGAGUAUUUGCAGUCUUUGCAGGAACAGAUUGAGAAACUGAAGGGAAUUUCGCACACGAUUGGAUGUUCUUGUGGAGUUAAGUACAGGGUGCAAGUGGGCCUUUGUGCUUGACUACUUUGAACCUCGGUACAUGAGACAUGGAGCGCUUGAGAGGCUGAGAGAAUAAAAUUUUUUUGAUUUCUUCAGCAUACAAAAUCAGUGAAUAGGUAAAUGUGCAAAUAAAUAAUAAAUAUUCUUUUCUACUAAAUAUGUACCCUGAUAUGGUUAUGUUGCUAGAGCAUUGAUAUAGAGAGAGAGUUGGGAAAGUUUGAGUUGUUUUUGAGUGAAAAGAAAUGCUAGACAUGAGAAUACUAUCAUAUGCUGUUUGGAGCAUUAUUAUACAUAGAAUGCUUAGCUGGUUCUUAAAA